GUACCCGCAUCAUCUACGACCGCAAGUUCCUGCUGGAGUGCAAGAAUUCACCCGUGGCCAGGACCCCUCCCUGCUGCCUGCCCCAGAUCCCCGGUGUCACAUCCCUGGCCCAGUCCAGCCCCGCCAAGCUGGAGGAGCCCAAGGAGCAGAAUGAGAGCGAAGAAGCCAUGCCAGAUCAAGACCAGUUUGAGAUGGACAUCUGA
Messenger RNA from Mesitornis unicolor (brown roatelo), 203 nucleotides. RefSeq names its product eukaryotic translation initiation factor 4E binding protein 3 (gene EIF4EBP3). The annotation marks the transcript as partial. Gene Ontology annotation, molecular function: eukaryotic initiation factor 4E binding. NCBI's taxonomy places the organism in Eukaryota, Metazoa, Chordata, Aves, Mesitornithiformes, Mesitornithidae. The record is from RefSeq and is a predicted model, not a curated record. Gene Ontology annotation, biological process: negative regulation of translational initiation. Gene Ontology annotation, cellular component: cytoplasm. The transcript is spliced from 2 exons.